AUGAGUGGGGUUUCUGCUGACCAACACAAGUUUUUCCUCUCCCACCAACUCUUCAACAAGAAAACCAUUGAUAUUCCGCCCAGAAAGCUUCUCAGCCGCCGAGCCAACUCUCUUGAGAGCUCUGAUAUCUUCUCCGACUCCCCCAAGGCUCUCGGUGCGGCUGGAGAGACCCUCUUUCAGAAGUUCUUGCCGUUCAACUGCGGCGACGACGAUGAGUCCGACCCUUAUUCGUCAGAUCAUUUUCGGAUGUUUGAGUUUAAGGUUCGCCGGUGCACUCGCAGCCGCAGCCACGACUGGACUGAUUGUCCCUUUGCUCAUCCCGGGGAGAAGGCUCGCAGGAGGGACCCCCGGAGGUACCAUUACUCAGGGACUGUGUGCUCGGAGUACCGGCGAGGUGGGUGUAGUAGAGGCGAUAACUGCGAGUUUUCACAUGGGGUUUUCGAGUGCUGGCUACACCCAGCUCGUUACAGGACUGAGGCCUGCAAAGAUGGAAAGAAUUGUAAGAGAAAGGUCUGUUUCUUCGCUCAUUCCCGUAAGCAGCUUCGGGUAUUGCCUUUGCAUUCACAAACCAAUGGAACCCCAGAUGUAAAGUUCUCGCCUCUGAACCAUUGCUGCGUGUUUUGCCACUCUGCAACUUCUCCCACUUCUACCUUAAUGGGUACGUCCCAUUUUUCGCCGCCGGCGUCGCCGUCUCCCCCUCUGUCUCCGGUGAACGCCACAUAUUCUCCAAUUUCUCGUUACAAUGAUCGCUCAACAAGCCUAGAUUCGAGUAAUAUGAGCCAAUUUCGACAUGUAAUGUUGAGCUACAACAAGGACGUUGUUGCGGAGCUGAUGAGCUCUUUGGAAGCCAUAAACAUCAACGAAGCUUCACCCGAACAUACCAACCCAUUGGUCGACUCUUGUUUCGCCAGUGAAGAUCAUCAGCAGUUUAGUCUCUCUCCAUCAAUCCCAAAUGCUUCUGGGUCCAGGCAUUUUUUCAAUGGAGACUGUUCGAGCAAAAGCUCCAUUGAGGAUAAGCUCAGUAGUGAAAAUGGCAGCUGGGCUUGUCCUGAUCUUGGGUGGGUCAACGAUCUGUUGAUGUAGUUGAAGAUGUCCCAGAUAACAACAAAACCAACAGACCAAUAAGAUGAUGGCUGUGAAGAAAAGUCGAAGAAGAUGAAAAGAUGUAUAUAUGGAGUCUUGCACCAGCCCCAUACAUAUAUAUAAACAGUCUGUAUAUAUGUAUGAUUUGGUGUAACAUUCUUGCUUUCUCCGUUGCUGUUCCUGUUCCUUGUUUUAUUUUUUUUCUUUUCGGUGGUGAGUUUCCAAGUCCCUUUGAAGUGGAGGAAGAACAUGUGAUCUUGUUUUGUGAAUUGAAAUGGAAACAAAAUCAUGAGUUCAUAAUGUUAA
Messenger RNA from Vitis vinifera (wine grape), 1389 nucleotides. Its product is annotated as zinc finger CCCH domain-containing protein 2. The transcript has a single exon. Gene Ontology annotation, molecular function: metal ion binding. The coding region runs from base 1 to 1083 and encodes 360 amino acids. Lineage: Eukaryota; Viridiplantae; Streptophyta; Magnoliopsida; Vitales; Vitaceae. The record is from RefSeq and is a predicted model, not a curated record.